Messenger RNA from Aspergillus ibericus CBS 121593, 587 nucleotides. RefSeq lists its product as uncharacterized. The coding region runs from base 161 to 475 and encodes 104 amino acids. The transcript has a single exon. Lineage: Eukaryota; Fungi; Ascomycota; Eurotiomycetes; Eurotiales; Aspergillaceae. The record is from RefSeq and is a predicted model, not a curated record.
UACUGGGUCCAAGAAUAGUAAAUAGGACGACUCCCGCGGAUGUACCAAGGAACCGGUGUUCCUUAGCUGCUUCUGGCACGGUUUCCCUCAGUACUAAAAACCCCACUUGAGGCCGGGAAGGACGUGCCAACGAAUAACUGCUGUUAAGCCUUUUUGGGUAAUGGCCAUAAUACCCUUUGUCGGACCCCUCCUAUGCACUGAUGCAGCGAGAGGGUAUGACCGGGAAUGCCUGGAUCUGAGAACGGAUCAGAUGUGGUUGACAUACAUAUACAUGGGCCGUCUACCCGUCGGGAGGCAUGGAAGGAAGUACUACGGACAGUACUCUGCAUCACUAAUAGCAUUCUACUCCAUCGCCCACUGCUGUCUGUCCCACCGAAGGAGGGGGGCUUUCUUUAUCGAUAGGAGCAUCGGCCCACCGCCCCCGUCCUUGCGCGCGCAACCCAACCGGGUGUGUGACUGGCUUGUGCCUGCGUGACUUGCUCAAUUAUCCCAAUUGCCAUUACCUAUUGCUCUGACUGUCGUUGGAUAGCCGAUCGGAUGCGCCAAUAACCUCUGCCACCCAGAUCCCCGGUUAUUUCUUCCUACAU